Molecule: messenger RNA, 2086 nt
Organism: Choloepus didactylus (southern two-toed sloth)
Lineage: Eukaryota; Metazoa; Chordata; Mammalia; Pilosa; Megalonychidae
Gene: PYCR2
Product: pyrroline-5-carboxylate reductase 2
Exons: 7
Coding region: 134-1096 (320 amino acids)
Biological process (GO): L-proline biosynthetic process
Molecular function (GO): pyrroline-5-carboxylate reductase activity
Source: RefSeq, a predicted model, not a curated record
GAACCCCCCGGAUCCGGCGUCCUCGGACGCGCUACCUGCUGGGCCCGGGAACUUGCCGUCUCUCCUAGUGGCAUCGCCGGGCCCGCGCUGAGCGGGUUCCUGCCGCCGCCCAGGAGACUCCGGGCUCGGGAUCAUGAGCGUGGGCUUCAUCGGCGCGGGCCAGCUGGCCUGUGCGCUGGCGCGGGGCUUCACGGCCGCAGGCAUCCUGUCUGCUCACAAGAUAAUAGCCAGCUCCCCGGAGAUGGACCUGCCUACGGUGUCCGCGCUCAGGAAGAUGGGAGUGAACCUGACCCGCAGCAACAAGGAGACGGUGCGGCACAGCGAUGUCCUGUUCCUAGCCGUGAAGCCACACAUCAUCCCCUUCAUCCUGGAUGAGAUUGGGGCCGAUGUCAAAGCCAGGCACAUCGUGGUCUCCUGUGCAGCCGGUGUCACCAUCAGCUCUGUGGAGAAGAAGCUGAUGGCGUUCCAGCCGGCCCCCAAGGUGAUUCGCUGCAUGACCAACACACCUGUGGUGGUGCGGGAGGGUGCCACAGUGUAUGCCACAGGCACCCAUGCGCUGGUGGAGGAUGGGCAGCUCCUGGAGCAGCUCAUGAGCAGCGUGGGCUUCUGCACGGAGGUGGAGGAGGACCUGAUUGACGCCGUCACAGGGCUCAGUGGCAGCGGUCCUGCCUACGCAUUCAUGGCCCUGGAUGCGUUGGCUGAUGGUGGGGUGAAGAUGGGCCUCCCGCGGCGCUUGGCAGUCCGAUUAGGGGCCCAGGCCUUGCUGGGAGCCGCCAAGAUGCUGCUGGAUUCAGAGCAGCACCCAGGCCAGCUCAAAGACAACGUCUGCUCCCCUGGGGGGGCUACCAUCCAUGCCUUGCACUUUCUGGAGAGUGGGGGCUUCCGCUCUUUGCUUAUCAAUGCAGUUGAGGCCUCUUGUAUCCGAACACGAGAGCUGCAAUCCAUGGCUGACCAAGAAAAGAUCUCCCCAGCUGCUCUCAAGAAGACCCUCCUGGACCGAGUGAAGCUGGAAUCCCCCACAGUGUCCACGUUGACCCCCUACAGCUCAGGGAAGCUCCUCACAAGAAGCCCAGCUCUGGGAGGCAAGGAGGACUAAAGUAGCACCCUCAACUGUGGAGGCCUUGGCCUUCCAUCCCCCUCCCCAGCCAUGCAGGGAGAGGGCAGCAUUGAGUAGUUUUUUGGGUUCUUAUAAUAAAACCUCCUUAAAUCUGUUCAGGUCAAUCAGGCCAGACCAAGUGACACUAGUUUCUUCUGUCUCAUAUUGGAAAAUGCUUUAUGGGCAUGAUUGAUGCUGGAAGCCAGAUGUAACCCUGCACACCUCCCACUGUUGGUGGAGCAAGGCUGGGGCUCCAGUUAGCCCAGGUUGGGUGGGAAAGUCAGGGAGGACCUGCAACUAGGGUCCUCCAGCUGGAGCCCAAAGGGUCAUCAGAGACACCAAGUCAAGGAGGUCAGAGAUUAAAACCAUGGCAAGGGCUUUUCUCUUUGAAUUCAUAAAAUGGAAAAGAACUAAACAACUUAGAAUUGUCACAAUGCAUCAGAAAUAUACCAAGUUAACUUAUGCUUGUGUAUUAGUUUCCUAGGGCUGCUAUAACAAAGUACCGCUGACUAGGUCGCUUAAAACAGUAGAAAUUUAUUGUCUCACAGUUUCUGGAAGCUUUAAGUUUGAAAUCAAGGGCCAUGCUCCCUCCAGGGGCUGAUAGGGAAGGGUCCUUCCUUGUCUCCUCCAGCUUCUGGUGGUCCCAGACAUUCCUUGCUUGUAGAUGCAGUGCUCCAGGCUUUGCCUCAGUCGUCACAUGGCCUGUGUCUCCCCUGUGUGUCUGGGUCUCUGUCUCUUCGUCUUCUUACAAGGACACCAGUCAUAUUGGAUUAAGGACUCACCCUAAUCCAGUGUGACUGCUUCUGAACCAAGUACAUCUGCAAUGAACUCAUUUCCAAAUAAGGUCACAUUCUGAGGUACUGGGGGUUAGGACUUCAACAUAUCUUUUUGGGGGACACAAGUCAACCCAUAAGAGCUUAUAUUGAACUCUUGCUUUGUAGGUGCUGCUAAGUUUAGUUGUUUUAAUAAAGUUUUAUUUUUUAUCCUGCA